AUGACAGUAGAAUCAUCAGAAUCGAAAGAACUGCAAAUGCUGGAAUAUCUUAAGAAUAGACCCCGCGAAGAGCUAUCUUCCAAUUUUGUUGUUCAGCUCUUGAUCAUUUUACUCAUCAAGGCCCGAAUGGGGCUCACCAGUGUCUUGUAUUUGAACUACUUGGUCCUACGGUUGACCAGGUUCUCUCAGAUUACAACGAAGGCCCUGACAAUCUUGAACCAGAUGUUGUAUUUCCUUUUGCAAGCUGUCAAGUCUAUCCAUAGUGUUGGCGUUUGCCACGGAGACAUCAGUUGCCGGAACAUUGCAUUUACUUGCUCAAAUUUAUGGCAUAAAACGGAGGAUGAGCUAUUUAGUGUUAUCGGAUGCCCAGAAGUUGAACCGCUUGCCCGACUUGAUGGCACACCUUUGGGAGAUGAAUUACCCAAGGAGUUGGUCAAAGCGGCAGAGUGGACUGAGUGGAUAGAAGAUGAUGAAGAAGAUAUAAGGAUCUUUGAUUUUGAAGAGAUUUUCUUCCAUGGACAGGAACCCGAAAAGUUGGCUCAGCCGGGCCUAUUGAGUGUACCAGAGACGAUUUUCACAGACACAUUUGAUGACCGAGUAGACCUUUGUCGUAUAGGCUACAUGAUUUAUGCUUUCCUGUUUACGAUAUGGCCAUUCUGGUAUCUUGGAGAAGACGUGUUUCUGGUUUGCCAAUUGAUUAAUCUUGUGGAAAAGUUGCCGGCUGAGUGGGAGUCCAAGUGGAGAUUGAUGUUGAUGGGUUUCAAGUUGAAAUCUGGUCAUGAUCCGAUCAUAGAAGACGACGAAAUUUCGAAGGUCCAGCGAAAGUUUGCUGAGUUGGAGCCUGAUCCAAUAAUUGAACCUCUGCUUCCUAUGAUGGAAGGAUUGAUGCGUUUUCUACCGUCUAGUCGCUUGAGUGCAGAGGACGCCCUUGGUAUGUUGGGCAACUUGAGCGCUAAAUAG
Molecule: messenger RNA, 960 nt
Organism: Penicillium angulare
Lineage: Eukaryota; Fungi; Ascomycota; Eurotiomycetes; Eurotiales; Aspergillaceae
Exons: 5
Coding region: 1-960 (319 amino acids)
Source: RefSeq, a predicted model, not a curated record